AUGAAUACAUUUGAAGGUAAGUCACUGAUUCUUACAUAGGAAAAGUAACCAGUGGAGUGAAUUUGUUUUUAAACAUGCAGAAACAUCGCCACAUCUGCAUGCAGAAGACAAGCAGGUGAGUGGUACAAUUCAAAGCAAAAACAAGAAACUUAAGCUGGAAAUAGGGGAGACUGACUAAGACAGUAAUCCAAUGCACAUUUACCUGGGAGCAAGUCCCACUGAAUUUACGUGUAUGUUAACAUGUAUAGGAUUAUACUGUACAGAGAUUACAGUAAUCCUUUCAGGACAAAAUUAGGGAGGAACUAAAAUAUAAGCAGAAUCAACAGCAAGGGGUUUUUUGUUUUUUUUUUAGCAAUAUUUGAUCACUGAAAAAGAUAAGUAAGUAAAGGUGAAAUCUGAUAUGAUCAAAAAUAAUACCAAGCUCUCUAGCCCCAAGAAAAAUAAACAAAAGGAAAAGGAAAGGAAGAGUCUGAAUGAUAAAACAAUGAAAUCCUCUCUUUGAAAGAAGUGCAGAGCAAUUAUUCAUAUGUUUUAACUAGAAGUGGAAGUCCUGGAGCACCUCCAGACUGUCACUAUUUUUCAUAGAAUCAAAGAAUUGCAGAUUGGAAGGAACCCCUAGUCCCACCCCCUGCAAUGCAGGAAUCUCAACUAGUCCAUACAUAACAGAUGGCCAUCCAACCUCUUCUUAAAAACCUCCAAGGAAGGAGAGCCCACCACCUCCCAAGGGAGUCCAUUCCACUGUUGAACAGCUCUUACUGCCAGAAAGUUCUUCCUGGUGUUUAGUUGGAAUCUGCUUUCUUUUAACUUGAAGCCAUUGAUUUGGGUCCUGCCCUCUGAAGCAGGAGAAAGCAAGCUUGCUCCAUCCUCCAUGGGACAGUCUUUUGGAUAUUUGAAGGUGGCCAUAUAUCUCCUCUCAGUCUCCUCUUUUCCAGACUAAACAUACCCAGCUCUUUCAGCUGUUCCUUGCAAGGCUUGGUUUCCAGGCCUUUGACCAUCUUGGUUGCCCUCCUCUAUACACGUUCCAGGUUGUCAAUAUCGUUCUUAAAUGGUGGCACCCAGAACUGGACACUGCACUCCAGGUGUGGUCUGAACAAAGGGGCUAUGACUCUCUCUUUUUUCAAUUACAUUUUCCAUAGCUCAGUUUCAUUUGUUUAGACAUUAGGGUUAAAUUAGGAAGAAAAGGGGAGAAGAGGUGGAGGGUGCCACGGUGGGUGGGGGUGGGGUCGGGAGGCGACGUUUCUAUUUUGCUUAAUGUAUGUGUGGGGUUUUGUGUCAGCAUCAUUUGUGCAGGUUCUGUUUGCUAUUCACUUGUGUUCCUUUGAUGGUGAGAGAAAUUGGGUUUGGCCUAGGGUGCGGUUGCUUGUUUGUGGUUGGCUGUGGUGAACUUUGUUUUUGUGUGUGAGUGGUGUGUGUGUGUGUGUGUGUGUGUGUGUUUGAAUCAGGUUAGCCAUAUUGAUUUGUAUGCUGUUGGUGGAUUCUUGUCGUUGUCUUGUUGGGCUGUGUAUGGUUGUUGCAGCCUUGAAUAGCACUAGGGCAGGUUGUACCCCUCAACCUGUACCCCUCAAUCCCUUUUGCAGGCGUUUGACAAGUUAAAGUGUAUUAAAGGGCCCUGAUGCUCUAGCACAAUAAAUGCAACUUAAAAAACAACCAGACUUUUUGCAGUUUAGAAAGUGAUGGAGACAUGCACUGAAAAGUGUGGGAAGAAUAAAUGAUUAAUGGGAAAGACAUGGGGACAAUAAAAAGGAAUGAAUGCAGGAUGAAUGCUCAUUGUCAUAUAUUGGGGGAAAAAAUUUGGAUGAAUGAAUGCUCAAUAAAUACUUUGAGAAAGCAAAUCAGGUGAAUGCUUUAUAAACAGGUUGUCUGGAGGGAGCUGUACUGUGUGCAAUGAGGUUUACUCCCAGGUGGUUAGUAUAGGAUUGCAGCCUGCUCAAAAAAAGUAGAAAAGAACUGAAUACUGCUGGCAGAGAGAAGAUAAUUAAUGCCAAAAAUGCACAAGAGGUUUGAAAGGGCAAAAAUAAAGGAUAAAAAGCACAAAAUAUGAAAUUGAGCCUUGUGGAACCCUGACAAACUGAUUAAAGAACUAUUAACAGAAACAUGAUGUAUACUUAGAAAGAUAAGAGGAAAAAGCCAAGACAGAACCGAACUGUGAAAACCAAGUUCAUACUAUGAAAAUGAUCAGAAACAAUGAAAGUGAGGAUAUAUCAAGAAGAUUAGUUAAUGAAACAAACAGCAAUAACCUAUACUCAGGAUCUGCCAGGUGAAGGGUUUGGUAGUGGCAAGAUGCCACUGUGGCAGCUAUGCUGGAAGAGCACUCCAGCAGGGCUGUUCUGCCCGCAAAGAUAUACCAGCACAAUGGCUAAAAGCAGGUAGGGUCAAGGGCAGGAUGGGGUUGGAACAAAGCAGGAGCACACUUAUGCCCUAACCUACAUUCCUCCAAAUUGCAGACAUGACUCCAUCAGUGGUGCAACUUUACAUCAGCCCUAGAUCUGGUGCAAGAAAAUCCCCACCGUAGACUUAAGUGGGAGGGGGAAAUGUAAAUGGCCAGCCCUGCAGCGAUAGCUGCCCUGCCCACACCACCACCACCGAAUGUAAAAUAUGGUGUAACUCAGCGCCCAGUGCCCUCCCACACCCUCCACACCACAGAGGAUUUAUACUGGACCACGCACAAUUACACUUCUUAAUGGUUGCAUUUUUGCCACAUUACUGCCAUCUGGAGCUGCACAGUUGCCGUUUCACACAACAAAAGUGGAGCCCUCACCCCGAAGAACACUUGCAGAAUGAAAAGCUGCAGGAUUUCAGCAGGAAGCUAUAGGACACACUGGCGCUUGGGACGGCGCAAGUGUUGCACCCUCCUGAUGGACUGGGCAGCGGUCAGUCCCUUCGCUGGCCAGCAUCUAUUCAAGGGAGUCUCUCUUUUCAAACUAGCCGCAACUUGGGAUCAGAGAUAAGGCAGAGGAACGUGAAGCAGGAGCACCACUGUGUCCCUUCACCCUCCUGUCCUUGCAGCGAGACCGGCUGGCCAACCCGUGUGGCUCCAGCCGUGCUUUCCCACCUCCCUCGUCCCCCCUCCCUCCCUCCUUGGUGGGUGGCGGCGGCAGCACCCUCCCCCUCUCGGCCUGCCUCCCUUCACUGGCCAUGAGAAGAAGGCACCACCACCUCAGCCCCAAAGGCCCAGGCUGGGCAAGUCUUGCCUCCCUGUGGCUCUGGCCUUGAUGUGGAGCCUGUCAUGAAGGUGCCUGGCUGCGCCCCCUCAUAAAUUUGUAUCCAGGGCCAUGGCCCCCCACGCUACACUACUUCUAAGGGCCCAGAUCCUUGAGGGAUUGCUGGCUCCCUAGAAUGCCUGCCCAAAUAUUAAGGUCCAGUAGGGACACCCUCUUAAUAGAGGGUUUGAUAUGGGAAAUAUGACAUUCUCAGAAGAUUCAACUGGCACAAACCCUGAUAGGUUUCAAACAUCAGUUAAAAACGUUUGUCCAAGCUUUUGAUUAAGGUGGCUGUGGAGGUGGGUAGCUGCUCUCACAGAAUCUGUUGAUUUAAACUGCUUCUUUUAUGUGACUGAUAAAUGUAUUAUGCAUUAUUUUUGCAUAUUGCACCCCUCUCUGGGGUAGUUUCAAUGAAGAGCAGACCAUAUAUUGCCUAGAUAAGGAACAAUAAAACAAAUAACUGCCUUCCCUACACAGGUUUCUGCACACUUGCAUGCUCCAUGGAAGACGAUUAUUGGGUAGAUGAGACACCUGGGAUGCUGCUGUCAAGCAACUCCACACAAAGGUGCAAAAGCCCUGCUGGCACCCCCACAUAUGUUUCAGAAUCUCCUCCAUCCUGGAUGCUACCAUUGCCUCGAGUUGUUCCUUUGUUGCUGGAGGUUGGGAGAUGGGAUCCUUUGCCCCCAUCAUAA
Molecule: messenger RNA, 3892 nt
Organism: Podarcis lilfordi (Lilford's wall lizard)
Lineage: Eukaryota; Metazoa; Chordata; Lepidosauria; Squamata; Lacertidae
Source: the annotation of a GenBank genome assembly